UGGUCGAGGAUCAGUUCAGCUAACUGCUCUCAUGUUGCUCAAUCAAUCGAGCGCCCUUGCUAAACUGAUCCGGGGUCUGUAAGGAUCGCCAGUCCUCCUCCUCGGUGUACUCCGACGGCCCCGCAGUCUUUUCCUUCCACUCCACUUGUGAAACACCAGCCAGCCCGACUUUCCCACGCCUCGACACCGCAAGCCACCAGAAAACGUCUUGAAUCGGCACACAGAUUGAAAUGCGGAAACGACCGCUCUAAGACGUCGCUGGGGGGAAUUAUGCACCUUUCAGACCGGACAUACUAUGCAGGAAUUAAAUCAGAAGAGGCCUCUACUUUUUCCACUGGAGUGACUGCACAGAAGGGGACGUAAACUUUUCAGGCGGUGCGAACGGGCUGCGCUCGUUUUUAUAAUGUCAGCGGUACUGAGCUGGUUUUAACUGAUUUUUAUGGUCAUCUGUGAACCAUUUUGAGGAUCUACUGUCAAUGCGUUGCUUUUUGUGGACUCUUUUCUUGGUGGAAACAAGCUCAAGGAGGACUUCCACGGCUCAGGAGUGCGACGACAGAGACUGACGCGUCCGUGAACGCAGCAGCUGUUGCAGCUAACGUCCAGACAUGCCGCAGCUAAACGGGGCAGACGGAGACGACUUGGGCGCAAAUGAUGAGCUGAUUGCUUUUAAAGACGAGGGGGAACACGAGGAGAAGAGGAACGUGUCCGCUGAACGGGACCUGGACGAUGUCAAGUCCUCACUGGUCAACGAGUCCGAGACGAACAGCAGCUCAGACUCGGAGGCAGACAGACGUCUCAAGCCCAAUCCAGAUCUACAGAGCAGGGCCAGACACAGUCAGCUGCUGGAAGAAGAAGUGCUCAGGAGACGGCAGGACGGAGGUCUCUUCCAGCCAUCUCCAUAUGUUGGAUAUCCCUUCUUCAUGUUCCCAGACCUCGGGAAUCUCUGUAGUCCCUACCUCCCCAACGGAGCCCUCACACCGAGUGGCAGGACGUACCUGCCGUUUCAGUGGCCUCUGCUGGACGUCCCCACACGAGCUGCGAUCAGAGACUCUGCUACUGCGACACACCUGUCUAACAGUGUGCCGGUGGUGCAGCACCCUCAUAUGACCCACCUGCACCCCCUGCUGUCCUACAGCCCCGAGGCCUUCUCCCCUCAGAGGGCCUCACCUGGCUUCUCCCCUGACACAGGUAUGUCGAGGACCCCUCAUGCAGCCUGCUACCCCGUCUCACCUGGAGGCGUGGCUCAGAUCACACACCCCCUCGGAUGGCUGCCGGGACAGCCCAUGUAUCCCAUCGCGGGGGGGUUCUCACCUGCUGCUCUUGCCAUGAACGCGUCCAUGUCCAGCCUGGUGUCGGGCAGCUUCUCUCCUCGCUUGGUGCCGACCCCCCAGUCGUCCGUCCCCCAUUCGGCCAUCGUCCCCAUGGGAGUGAAGCAGGAGCAUGGAGGUGGAGGAGGAGGCGGAGGCAGCAGCAGCAGCAGCCAGCCCGGGAAGUCGAUGGGCGACGGCCAGCAGGAGAAAGACGAAGAGAAGAAGCCUCACAUCAAGAAGCCGCUGAAUGCCUUCAUGUUGUACAUGAGGGACGAGCGGCCCAAAGUGGUGGCUCAGUGCAAAGUGAAAGAGAGCGCGACCAUCAACCAGAUCCUGGGCCAGAGGUGGCAUUCGCUGACCAAAGAGGAACAAGCCAAAUAUUACGAACUGGCUCGGAAAGAGAGACUCGUCCACUCCAAACUUUACCCCGGCUGGUCGGCCAGAGACAACUACGGUAAAAAGAAGAAGAGAAAGAGAGCCAAGAGUGAGACUCAGGAAGCUCCUCAGGAGGACGUCCCCCCACAGCUGAAGAGACCUCGUGUCCCAGAGGAGACGCCUCACGCACACUCCCGCUCCCACCUGACACAGCCGCACACCAUGUCACACCUGACACAUACACACCUGUCCCAGGCCAGCCCCGCUUCCUCACUGGACUCCCCGGCGACGCCGACCACCGCACUGGCCUCGCCCGCCGCUCCGGCGCCGACACACACCGAGCACACACACUCCUCGUACAGCGGACACACGUCCCCCUACGGCGAACAGCUGCAGCCGCUGUCCCUCACCACCAAACCCCACAGGACGCCCCACCCGCUGAGCCGAAACACCAUCACUCCCGGACCCUCCACUCCGUCGUCCUCCUGCGACACCCCCACCUCCUCCCCCCUCACGGCUUCGUCCAGAUGUUCAUCUCCUCCCCCUCCCCCUCCUCCUCCUCUGCUUUCCCAGCCCUUCCUCGUCCCGCCUCCUACCUCUGCUCACCAAUCAGCAGCGAGCUCCCACGGUGCCUUGCUCUCCGUCAGAAGAACCAAUCAGCUGUGAGGGGCGGGGUUUGUUUUGUCGACCAUCACACAAUAAAAACAAUGGAAUCACAUGAUUGGUACCUCUUUUUGAUGCUGUAAAUAGGCUUUGCUUUUUUAAACUUUUUAUAGAUGUAUCACAUUUUAUAUUAGUAUGAAAAUAAUUGGUCAAUAUUUGACUGCUUUUCUAACUUCGUGUUUUUGCAAACUGUCACUUUUUCUAAGAACUUUUUCCGAACGAUCAGCUUGUUGUAACUGAGAGCGCGGGUGGCACUGGGGUGCGUUUGUUUCAGAUUUACUUUUUUCACCUGAUAGUAAUGAGUGUAAACCUUAUUUUCUGGUUCCUCCUCUGUGUUAAUAAAUAUUCACUGAGUUCUAA
This is a messenger RNA of Scatophagus argus, 2708 nucleotides long. RefSeq names its product transcription factor 7 like 1a (gene tcf7l1a). Gene Ontology annotation, biological process: canonical Wnt signaling pathway; regulation of transcription by RNA polymerase II. Bases 606 to 2351 code for a protein of 581 amino acids. Lineage: Eukaryota; Metazoa; Chordata; Actinopteri; Scatophagidae. The record is from RefSeq and is a predicted model, not a curated record. Gene Ontology annotation, molecular function: DNA-binding transcription factor activity, RNA polymerase II-specific; RNA polymerase II cis-regulatory region sequence-specific DNA binding. The transcript is spliced from 13 exons. Gene Ontology annotation, cellular component: catenin-TCF7L2 complex; beta-catenin-TCF complex.